This is a messenger RNA of Raphanus sativus (radish), 1062 nucleotides long. RefSeq names its product stromal cell-derived factor 2-like protein. The record is from RefSeq and is a predicted model, not a curated record. The transcript has 6 exons. NCBI's taxonomy places the organism in Eukaryota, Viridiplantae, Streptophyta, Magnoliopsida, Brassicales, Brassicaceae. Bases 247 to 891 code for a protein of 214 amino acids.
UAACAAACCAUCUCGUCAUCGGAAUCAGCAACAGCUACUGUCUCCGGCGAGAAUCUCAAUUUCUGAUCAUUCACGGUGGCGUCGACGUCAGGCGAACAACAAGCUCUCUCGAGAAGAAAGCCGCCGCCAUCACCAUCAUCUCCUCCUCCUCACUCUGUUUCGCCUCUACGAACUCCUCCAGCGAGGAAAGGUAUCCCCGAGUUUCCCUUUUAUCAGCAGAACUGGUUCAUCGCUCUUCUCUUCGCGAUGGCUCUCGGAUUCUUCUCUCUCGCUCUCUUCCUCUUCCUUAGCGUCGAUUUGGAUUCCGCCGCCGCGUCUGGUAAAGAAGGCGUCGUCGAGAUAACGUAUGGAAGUGCGAUUAAGCUGAUGCACGAGAAGACUAAGUUUCGACUGCAUUCUCACGAUGUGCCGUAUGGAUCCGGAAGUGGUCAGCAAUCUGUCACUGGUUUUCCAGGCGUCGUUGAUUCCAACAGCUACUGGAUUGUUAAACCUGUGCCUGGGACAAUAGCCAAGCAAGGUGAUGCCAUCCUGAGUGGAGCCACCAUUAGAUUGCAGCACAUGAAGACCCGGAAAUGGCUCCACAGUCACUUGCAUGCUUCCCCUAUUUCAGGCAACUUAGAGGUUAGCUGCUUUGGAGAUGAUUCAAAUUCCGAUACCGGGGAUCACUGGAAGCUUAUAAUCGAAGGGAGCGGGAAGACAUGGAAACAAGACCAAAGAGUCCGACUUCAACACAUAGACACUAGUGGCUAUCUCCAUAGCCAUGACAAAAAGUACCAGCGUAUAGCCGGUGGUCAGCAAGAGGUGUGUGGAAUCAGGGAGAAGCGGGCAGAUAAUGUUUGGUUGGCAGCAGAAGGAGUCUACCUUCCCGUUAAUGAGAGUAGCAGCAAGUAAUGUGAAGGGUUGUGUUACCUUAUCUCUGAGGAGACUUUGAAUCUCAUCUUUUACUCUCUAAAAGAGAGCUCAGAAACAAAAAAAUACAUAUAUUUUGCUGAUCUUCGAUUGAUGAUGCUUUUAGUCGUACGAAUAUACAUAUAUUGUUAUUGGAAACCUUGAUUUCUCUCA